UGUGGCGCGGAGUUAGUGGCUGAGGGGCCCUGGAGCGCUCGGGCUCUGCGUCGCGAGAGGAAUAGAGAACGCGGGUCCCGGGAGCCGAGGCACCCUGUCCUCUUUCCACUGAACCUCCCUGACACGUGUGGCACGGAGCUGGACAUGGAGUCGCAGCAGAGGUCCCCCUUGUUGGCAGUAAAGGGGAACAUAGAGUUGAAGAGACCCCUGGUCAAGGCCCAUUCCCGGCUGCCUCUCCCAGGAAGGAGUUUUAAGAGAGGGCGUGACCAGAUGGAGGAUGUCUUGGAGCCUGAGAAGAAAAGGACACGAGGCCUGGGCACAGCUUCCAAAUUUGCUGCAUCCCAACCCAGAGCACAGGUCCGCACCACAGUGCCACAGGCACAAGGCCAGACUGCAGCUCCAAAACUUCCCAAGAAGACAGGACUCCGAUGUUCCACAGCUGUUGCCACAGUGUUGAAGAAUCAGAAGCCAGACCCUGCUGCUCCUGCGCAGAAGCCUGGCACAGCAGCUGCUUCUCCCAAGCUUGAAGGGAAGAAACCCAAGAAACGUCCAGCCUGGGACUUAAAGGGUCAGUUAUGUGACCGAAACGCAGAGCUGAAGUGCUACCGUGAGAAGGCUCGGACUUUGGACCAGGAGAACCAGCAGCUUCAGGACCAGCUCAGGGAAGCCCAGCAGCAGGCGAUGGACCUGGGGGCAGAGCGCAGGACACUAGAAGAGGAGUUGUCCAGGGUACGGGCCCAGGCUGAGCAGGGCCAACGGGAGCUGGGGAACCUGAGUGCUCAUGUCCUGGAUCUAGAAGAGCGGCUGAGUACACAGGAGAACUUGGUGGAAGAGCUCCAGAAAGAACAAUUGGGGUUGCAGGAGGAGCGGAGGGGACUGGCCACCCGGCUAGAGGAGCAGGAGAGGAGGCUUCAGGCAUCAGAAGCAGCUCUGUCAGGCAGCCAAGCAGAGGUGGCAUCUCUACGCAAGGAGGCUGCAGCCCAGGUGGCUUUACUAGCUGAGCGGGGAGAACGUCUCCAUUGGCUAGAGAUGGAGCGCCGACGACUACACAACCAGUUACAGGAGCUCAAAGGCAACAUCCGUGUUUUCUGUCGGGUCCGCCCAGUCCUUCCAGGGGAGCCCACUCCACCCCCUGGCUUCCUCCUGUUUCCCUCUGGCCCUGGUGGGUCCUCUGAUCCUUCAACCCACCUCAGCCUCUUCCGGUCUGAUGAGCGGCGUGGGACCCUGAGUGGGGUGCCAGCUGCCCCCACCCGCUAUGACUUCUCCUUUGACCGAGUAUUCCCACCAGGGAGUGGACAGGACGAAGUGUUUGAGGAGAUUGCCAUGCUUGUCCAGUCAGCCCUGGAUGGCUACCCCGUAUGCAUCUUUGCCUAUGGCCAGACAGGAAGCGGCAAGACCUUCACAAUGGAGGGUGGGCCUGGGGGAGACCCCCAGUUGGAGGGACUAAUCCCCAGGGCCCUGCGGCACCUGUUCUCCGUGGCCCAGGAGCUGAGCAGCCAGGGCUGGACCUACAGCUUUGUGGCAAGCUAUGUGGAGAUCUACAAUGAGACUGUUCGAGACCUCCUGGCCACUGGGACUCGGAAGGGACAGGGGGGUGAUUGUGAGAUUCGCAGGGUAGGGCCAGGGAGCGAGGAGCUUACUGUCACCAAUGCCCGCUAUGUUCCUGUCUCCUGUGAGAAAGAGGUAGAGGCUCUACUCCAUCUGGCCCGCCAGAACCGGGCUGUAGCCCGCACAGCCCAGAAUGAGCGCUCAUCACGCAGCCACAGUGUGUUCCAGCUGCAGAUCUCUGGGGACCAUGCUGGACGGGGCCUACAUUGUGGGGCCCCCCUCAAUCUUGUGGACCUGGCUGGGAGCGAACGACUAGACCCUGGCUUAGCCCUUGGUCCUGGAGAGCGGGAACGCCUUCGGGAAACACAGGCCAUUAACAGCAGCCUGUCCACACUGGGGCUCGUCAUCAUGGCUUUGAGCAACAAGGAGUCCCAUGUGCCAUACCGGAACAGCAAACUCACCUAUCUGCUGCAGAACUCUUUAGGUGGAAGUGCUAAGAUGCUCAUGUUUGUGAACAUUUCCCCCCUAGAAGAGAACGCCUCUGAGUCUCUCAACUCCCUACGCUUUGCCUCCAAGGUGAACCAAUGUGUUAUUGGUACUGCCCAGGCCAACAGGAAAUGAAGACCGAUCCAGAUUCUCUGAGAGUGAUGAUGGUGGGGCUAAGGGAUGCUUUUUGGGGGAUGGAGGGUACAAUGUGUUAUGUGGGCCUAGCAAAUAAAAGUGUUUUUUUCCUCUCUUAAUAAAGAUUUUGUUAGCAGUUGCCCAAGAAAGGAGAUAUUUUUCAUAUCUGUGAAGAUGGGAACUGUCACUCUACCCAGCAUUUACGUGUUUUGCAGAGUUACAGCCUCUUUUCUCCUGACAAGCCGUCCUAUGUAGUCUGGGGGCCCUUCAGCUCCCAUACCCCUGUCGGCCACCUGUAGGAGGUGUGACCCUUAGCUCUCCCGCUUGCCGCAGACUAUCUU
Molecule: messenger RNA, 2510 nt
Organism: Artibeus jamaicensis (Jamaican fruit-eating bat)
Lineage: Eukaryota; Metazoa; Chordata; Mammalia; Chiroptera; Phyllostomidae
Gene: KIFC1
Product: kinesin family member C1
Exons: 11
Coding region: 145-2169 (674 amino acids)
Biological process (GO): microtubule-based movement
Molecular function (GO): ATP binding; microtubule binding; microtubule motor activity
Source: RefSeq, a predicted model, not a curated record